AUGGCCGGCGGACUCGUCAAGUACCGGCAUCUUAGCCGGAAGUCCUCUGCGCGGAAGGCCCUGCUGCGCAGUCAGGUCACCGCCCUCGUGAUGCAUGAGCACAUACAAACGACAUAUGCCAAGGCGAAGGAAUCACAGCGGCUGGCGGAGAAACUGAUCACUCUGGCGAAGCGGAAUACUGUUACGAGUAGGAAACAGGUGCAAGGAAUGCUUUAUACCCCCCACGCCUUACUGCCCCGAGUAUUCGGCGAACUUGCGAACCGCUACAAGGACCGCGCCGGCGGCUACACGCGCGUGACCCGAACCGAACCUGCCAACAUCUACGACCAGGCUGAGUACGCCAUUCUCGAAUUCGUCGACGGACCCCGCGACUCGCGAUUCAUGAUGACGGCCAUGGCGGUGGCGCGCGACCGCGCACGUGGCGUCGAAUCCACCGACAUCACUAAGAAGAACGUCGAGAAAGUUACGAGACUUAGGGGAACGGAGGAGUUUGAGAAGAUGGUGAACAGGUUGAAGCGUAGAUGGGGCAGUGCGUUGGCUGAGAACUGGGAGGCCGAUCCCCCUCACAUCGCGGCGAAGAAAUAA
Scedosporium apiospermum is the source of this 585-nucleotide messenger RNA. RefSeq lists its product as uncharacterized. Gene Ontology annotation, cellular component: mitochondrial large ribosomal subunit; ribosome. The record is from RefSeq and is a predicted model, not a curated record. Gene Ontology annotation, molecular function: structural constituent of ribosome. The coding region runs from base 1 to 585 and encodes 194 amino acids. Gene Ontology annotation, biological process: translation. NCBI's taxonomy places the organism in Eukaryota, Fungi, Ascomycota, Sordariomycetes, Microascales, Microascaceae. The transcript is spliced from 2 exons.